Molecule: messenger RNA, 1243 nt
Organism: Anolis carolinensis (green anole)
Lineage: Eukaryota; Metazoa; Chordata; Lepidosauria; Squamata; Anolidae
Gene: cldn7
Product: claudin 7
Exons: 4
Coding region: 391-1035 (214 amino acids)
Biological process (GO): bicellular tight junction assembly; cell adhesion
Cellular component (GO): bicellular tight junction; plasma membrane
Molecular function (GO): structural molecule activity
Source: RefSeq, a predicted model, not a curated record
AAGUAGGACUCAGAAAAGCCAGCAGCAACCUGUUGCCUUCUUCCAACCCUCCCUUUCCUUUCCCAUUCCCUCCAGACUCGAGGAAAGUAGGUCUCGGAUGUCCCGGUCACCUGGCGACGCCUCACCUGUGGGAUUUCCGCCUGGAAGAGGGCGAAAGGGGAGGGGGCUGGAGGGUGGCCUUGGGUCUCGGUUUCUGGUGACACUCCUCCUCCUCCUCCUCCGGCGCUGACGUCACGCGCCCCUUCCUUCCCUCCCUCCCUCCUUCCCUGGGCGCCAAAGGCAUAAAUACAGGUGCGCUCACCUGGCGCGCAGGUAAGCGCCUCCCGCCGCCUCCUUUGCGCGUUUCCUUGGGGUUGUUUGCUGCUCGGACGCCUCUCCUCCCGGGCUCUCAUGGCCAACUCGGGCUUGCAGCUGCUGGGCUUCGCCUUGGCCCUCCUGGGCUGGAUCGCCACCUUGGUGGCCACCAUCAUGCCCCAGUGGCAGAUGUCCUCCUACGCCGGGGACAACAUCAUCACGGCCCAGGCCAUCUACAAGGGCCUCUGGAUGAACUGCGUCUGGCAGAGCACCGGGCAGAUCGCCUGCAAGGUCUACGACUCCGUCCUGACCCUCGACACUGCCAUGCAAGCCACCCGGGCCCUGAUGGUGGUCUCGCUGGUCCUGGGGGUCCUGGCCAUGGCCAUUGCCAUCAUGGGCAUGAAGUGCACCCGCUGCGGAGGAGACGACAAGACCAGGAAGGCCCGCAUCGCCAUGGGUGGAGGCAUUGUCUUCCUCGUCUCCGGUUUGUGCUGCCUCGUCGCUUGCUCCUGGAUCGGAAACCAGACUGUGCAGAACUUCUACAAUAGCUUGGUGCCCAUCAAUUCAAAGUACGAAUUUGGGGCGGCCAAUUUCAUUGGCUGGGCGGGGUCGUGCCUGCUGCUCCUGGGCGGGGGGCUCCUCUCCUGCUCCUGCCCCUCCAAAGAAGGCUACAGCGGGCGCUCCUACCCGCAAGGCAAGCCCAUCUCCAAGCCCGGCAGCAGCAGCAGGGAAUACGUCUGAGAGAGAGUCCCGCCCCCGACACACCUGCCCCAGGCACACCUGGAAGACACACCUGGACUCUGCCCGGUGCCACACACACACACACCUGGCGGAUCUUGAACCUCGGCCCCCUCGGAGUGCCUUUUUAACGUUCUGCAUUUCAUAACGCGGUUUUUUAAGAAACUUAAUUGUACUACUUUUUGAAAAAAAUAAACUGGCUUUGUAAUUA